AUGGCGAGAUGCGACCAUACCACCGGUGGCGAGAUCGUUCUAUCGCACGACGAUCCGAUGUAUCUUCAAAGCUCCGAUCACCCUGGGAUGAAUCUGGUGUCAAUUCAGCUGAACGGCAACAACUUUCUACCAUGGAAGCGAGCUGUUCUCAUCGCACUAGGCGCGAAAAACAAGCUUGAUUUCGUUAAUGAUACGCUUUCACCUCCUCAGGAUCCCGAUGAUUAUAAUAAAUGGAAAAAGACUUUGGGAUAUCAUAAAUCAAAGGUUUGGCGAGUCAAAUGCGUCGUUGCUAUUCAGUUUGCAGAAGGAGAUCGCCAACAUUAA
Molecule: messenger RNA, 324 nt
Organism: Striga hermonthica
Lineage: Eukaryota; Viridiplantae; Streptophyta; Magnoliopsida; Lamiales; Orobanchaceae
Source: the annotation of a GenBank genome assembly